AUGGUUAAUAUAAUCAAGAAAGGAGUAGUUCUUGCUCGGAAAGAGUUAAAGAUGUUGUGUUCUGCAGAUUACUGCCUCCACUUUGUACCGCCCCCCUACCGAUCAGUUGGUACACAAACUAAAAAGAUCAAAGAGGUGGCUUCACGAAAGAGGGCUGCCGAGAGUUCAGCUGGCCAAUGUCCAAAAUUUAUGGCAGCUGGACCCUCAAGGAUGAGACAACCAUCCUCAUCAAGUGAUGAAUCCGAAGAGGAGUCAAGUUCAGCUGGCCUUAGUCUCACCUGGAUUCCGGCAGCUGGAUUGUCUUCUAGGAAACGUGAGCACGAGCCCUCCGACGAUUCCGACGAGGAGUCGUCGUCUCAUAAGAGGAGGAGGAAGGCAGAAGAUAAAGAAAUUCGUCUGCAACGAGUGGAACGGUUUCUUAACCAGAGGGAGGAAGGUGAGGAUGAUUCAAGUUCUGAUUCAUCUUCUGAUUCAAGUUCUGAUUCAUCUUCUGAUUCAAGCUCUGGUUCAGCUUCUGAUUCAGCUUCUGAGUCAGUUUCUGAUUCAGCCACUGAGUCAGUUUCUGAUUCAGCCACUGAGGAGUCAGUUUCUGAUUCAGCCACUGAGUCAGUUUCUGAUUCAGCCACUGAGUCAGUCUCUGAUUCAGCCACUGAGUCAGUUUCUGAUUCAGCCACUGAGUCAGUUUCUGAAUCAGUUGCUGAAUCAGCUUCUGAAUCAGUUGCUGAAUCAGUUUCUGAAUCAGUUGCUGAAUCAGUUUCUGAAUCAGUUUCUGAAUCAGUUGCUGAAUUAGUUGCUGAAUUAGUCUCUGAGUCAGUUGCUGAAUCAGUUCCUGAAUUAGUUGCUGAAUCAGUUCUUGAAUCAGUUCCUUCACCGGUUGCUGCAUCACCUCCAACUCCACCUCCCGUCCGGUCCCGAAAACCAAGGAGCACUCGGUUGCAGAUGCUGUUAGGAGACUCUGCCCCACCCUGCACCCCAGACGACGGGGGUCCUGUUUCAUCGCGGCUGCGUGAACAUCCCCCCGUCAACUACCAUGAAACAAGACUUCGCCCCCUCAGGAGGAGGAGGAGCUCCUGGUCUGAUUCUCAUUUGCCUAAUAUGAAGGACAACAAAAUAAGAAGAGAGUCUCAACAAGAGGAUGCAGAAUAUUAUCUUUGCCUAUUGGAAUUACUUGAAUGA
Parasteatoda tepidariorum (common house spider) is the source of this 1176-nucleotide messenger RNA. RefSeq lists its product as uncharacterized. The record is from RefSeq and is a predicted model, not a curated record. NCBI's taxonomy places the organism in Eukaryota, Metazoa, Arthropoda, Arachnida, Araneae, Theridiidae.